Trypanosoma theileri is the source of this 594-nucleotide messenger RNA. RefSeq lists its product as uncharacterized. Bases 1 to 594 code for a protein of 197 amino acids. The record is from RefSeq and is a predicted model, not a curated record. The transcript has a single exon. NCBI's taxonomy places the organism in Eukaryota, Euglenozoa, Kinetoplastea, Trypanosomatida, Trypanosomatidae.
AUGGAAGGUCUACCGGUUGUCUCCUAUAGUAGGGUCACAGAUCUCGCAAAAUCGUAUCGUCUACGGAUAGCAGAGGAUAGGUAUAAAACUGUUCUUCACAAUCCUCUGAAGGUAGAAGAAUGUACUGAACCAGUUCUUGCGGCGGAGGAGGAUCGACGUAGCACUAUUGAAAGACAGGAGGAGGAAGAGAUUUCUGGAAUUAUGCGACGAUGGAUAAAGUGUUCCGCAUUCUUCACAUCAGAAAUUCACUCCAUGAAAGAGAUAGAACAGAAAAAGGUGGAGGUAUCAAGACGACAAAAUAUUCUUGAGAAACAGAUUUACCGUGAAGAAUUUCUAAGAUUCUGGGAAAAAAGAAAACAUCAACAUCACCAUCGUCCUGUUAAUCUUAGUAAGUUUUUUAUGAUAGCGUAUAGUUAUAAUAUAUUGCCUUUUGCAACGGAUCCAGUGGAAUGUUGGGAACGAGGAAUCGUUGUGCCUCCUGAGCUUCAGCAGUCGGUAGAGAUAUCAGAUAGCGAGGGGACUGUUUCACUACCACCCUUUCAUGAAUUGUCUAUGAGGUUUCGGGAAGCUUAUAAUCAUUAUCGCACCCAAUAA